Neofelis nebulosa (Clouded leopard) is the source of this 14188-nucleotide messenger RNA. RefSeq names its product arkadia (RNF111) C-terminal like ring finger ubiquitin ligase 2C (gene ARK2C). Gene Ontology annotation, biological process: positive regulation of BMP signaling pathway; motor neuron axon guidance. The transcript is spliced from 13 exons. Lineage: Eukaryota; Metazoa; Chordata; Mammalia; Carnivora; Felidae. The record is from RefSeq and is a predicted model, not a curated record. The coding region runs from base 11919 to 13970 and encodes 683 amino acids. Gene Ontology annotation, molecular function: ubiquitin protein ligase activity; zinc ion binding.
GGGCUGCCUCGGAACAUCACCUCAGAUCAAGAAGCCCGUUUUACGGCAAAGGAAGUGCUGCAACAUUGGGUGCGUGAUGAUGGGACCCACUGGUCUGGCAUGUACCAAAUCGCGGGAAGCAUCCGGCUUCAUAGAAUGAUGGGUUGCUUUGCAAAAGCUCAGCUAAGGCCCCAGCUCGAGGAUGAUGCCCAGGCUGGGCGCGGUCACCGGAAUGUAGCUGACCUGUGGUGCUGUGUCCCCAGUUGCUGGAAUACACAGGAAUCAAGGGGGGGUGUGGGCUCAGUCCCUUUGACCACCACUCUCAGUGCUCCCCUCGCAUCAGGUGAGAGGAGGUCUGGAACUCAAGCCUGGCAAUGUCAGAAAAUGGGCCCUUGCAGCAACCGUCGCCUGACAAGGCCAAGUCAACUGAGGGCCCAGAGCCCUCGGAUGUGGGCCUGACUCAACCCAUCAGGCACACAACCUAGACUAGCUGGCAAGAAAAUCUAGAAUAGGUGGUGGAGAAGGAAGGUAACGAGCAGUAAUUUCAGCCUCGACUUGCUGUACCGGUGAAGGGUGGUGGCUCAUCCCUCUGUCCUGUGUCCUUUCACUAGCUCAUGGCUGGCCACUACCUUGAAGACUGUGUGACAGAAUGGACUUACUGUGGGGCAGAAGUGGGUUGGAGAGGUACAAGGGGCAGACCAGGGUAGACUAUUUGGGUGCCCUGCGUCGCAUCCUCCUUGUCACCCUCUGAUUUCAGCUGCAGCCAUGGGAGAUGUUCUUUGUGAGCUUUGACUCAUUUUGACGGCACCCCCAAUUGCAGCACAGGGAGUGCAUCAUCCUGAUGUCUUUUCUAGGGCCUUCUUCAAAGCCACAGGGGUCUGUUUGGCUUGCAUGGCUCAAAUGCAGCCCAAAGUUAGGGGAGUUUAAUGGCCCUGGGACAAUCCUCAACAAUGAAGGAUGGGGAGCCACUGGAUAGAUGCCCCCACCGCACGUGCCCUACCCGAGGGAUAAAUGCCCAGCCUUACAUCUUUUGGUUGGACAAUUCUGGGAGGCAUUCCCUGUGCCUCUCAGGAGAUUCCCAGUGUAAGGGAGCCCCCACUGCUCACAGCGGUGACUUUGAUGUUGGACCUCAUAUUGAUUUUCCUCCUUUGCUCUCUCACAGUCCUCCAUUCCUCAUUCCUAUUUCCUGAGACCACCUCCCAGUUAAACCACCUGCACCUGAGUCCUUGUCUCAGGCUCUGCUUCUGGGAGAAUCCAAACUAAGACCAGAAGAGAGUCCAGAGUUCACUCUGCACUUAACAGGCUGAAGAGACAUUUUGUUUCCAGGCAGUGACCACAUGACUAUUGGAGAUAUAGAUUUAUACAGAAAACCCACGUUUAAAGUGACCAGUGGAAGAGAAGCACCCUUUUAAGGCAGUGGUUUUCAGCCAGGGGCCAUUUUGCCCAUAGAGGCCAUUUGACAAAGCCCGAGGACGUUUUGGUUGUCACAAUGAUGGGUGGGGAAGGGUAGAGAGAAGUCAGAUGCUGCUCCAGGCAUUUAGUGAGUAGAGGUCAGGGAUGCUGCUAAACAUCCAACAAUGUACAAGUCAAGUCCUCAUAACAAAGAAUGACCCAGCCCCAGUUGUCAAUAGUGUUCUAAGGAGAUUGCAAAGGGGCAGCCGAAGCAGCAGGAAGAAAACUGGGAGGGAGUGGUGACAGCCAGAGUUGCCUGGGGGCUAGAAGGGCCAGCCGGCCAAUGCUGUAGGCGGUCAGGGGAGGGAGGGACCAAUAAUUGUCUAGUGUAGAUAGGACCUUCGUCCAGGCAGUUUCCUCAGCUGAGGUGCACAAGUCUGUUGGUGUGGAGGAAGGCAUGAGGGAAAGGCAGUGAGGACAAGGACAGACCUUCCUCAGGAGCUCGGAGGUGAACGAAAGGAAGGGCUGCUGAGACUGGCUGGAAGGAGCAGUAGAGUGGAGGAAGAGUUUGAAAAGAUCCUGGAAAGACAAAUGUCAUCUGUAUUUGAUGAUCAGGAACCAUGGGGACACGGACGGGGACGACUGAUGGUAGAUAGAGCCCCUGGACAUCCGUGCUGCCAAACCCCAGAACACAGGAGCACUAACUCGGGUCAGGUAAGGAAAACCUUCCUCUGAAGCUGGACGCGGGAGGGCAUGGGAGCAGUUACACAGGCAGCUGUGGAGGAGAGAGUGUAGACUGUCCAGGGGUUAACCCCGGGCCUUUUGGUUCUUCCAAAGUCUAGGAAAAGCUGUCUGCAGGGUGUGAGGGGAGAGGUGCAGGGUGGGAACCUUUUUAAGGACUCCCUGAUGAUAGAUUAUGUAUGGUUGUUGAUCGUAUUGCGACUGGUAUCGCUCUGCUCUCCCGAAAGAGUCUCUUUGGGAAGUCUGUCCUUUUUAUUGCCUGGUGUGUUCCUGAGGCUAUUGUGGACACUCAGGUCUCCCCUGAGACACUGGCGGCCACUCCUCUGCAGAAUGCCUGCAGAGAUCCAGAGUUCUCUCCCGAGAGGUUUGUGGACUUGGGGCAUUUAAGCGUUGGGGUCACCUCUUCCUCCUGGUUUCUGCGUCUGUAUGGGCUCUCUCUGCCACGGCUUCAAACUUGGACAUGAAGCCCUUCUCUCAGUUCUGCGGAACCACCUCACGCCAAACGUUUGUCUUGUGGCCGGGCCUGGGGUCAUGCAGUGCCCACCCUCGAGCCAUGUUGUGAGCCCUCUUCCUCUUCCCUUCCCUGCCCCUCAUGUGUUCCCUGCAAAUCGUCCGCAUCCCCGCAUCCUCCUCCCCCUGUUUACUCAGCCCUCCCAAGCUCCCCGCCCCUGACCCAGACCGUCAUGGUGUACCGCAGACAAGAAGGCUUUCUGUUAGAUUCAUCCUCUAACAGAAGGUGGUUCUGGUUGAACUGCAUGAAAAUGUGCUUUUCCCAUAAGACUACAGAUUCGGCAGCUAGGGUUUGGGCGCACAAACCCGGUGCAGCUACUCACUAGAAAGCAGAAGGCCCCCCUCUCUGAGGUCAUAGACUCACCUUGCAAGGUAUCAGCUCCUCCAGGGAGAGUGUGGGGAGGAGUGAAAAGGCAGAGUUAAGCUAGAGGUGUAUAGAAGGCCCAACUGGGACAAUGUCCCAACCCACCCCCUCCUCAUUUUGUCUCCUGAGGGCCAGCUGAGAGGUCAGAAGGCCCGGCGACUGGGACUUGUUCCUCUGCUUGUCAACCUUGUGAUCUUCGGCCUCCAUGUUCUCAAGGAGAAUGAGGGAGCAAAAGAUUUAAUGAAAGAGGAUCUGUGAAUAUGUGCCUCAGAGUAGCUACUGUUCUGGAUGCCACAUUCCCUCCACUUCUGCAACAAGAAAAAGAUAGCUGUCACUACAAAUGCCUGUCCAACUAUGGAUGACAUUUCUCGGCCUCUCCUCUGUCUUCAUCUGGGUGGGGCCAUGUGCCUAAUCCUUGCCAAAGGCACUGAGUCGAAGUGAUGGGUCAAUUCCAAGACAAGAAGUGUCGGCUGUUAAGAAGCAGGUGCCUCCCGGUUGAUCUUAGUUUAGGACAUGGGCAGAGAGCUGGAGACAGAAGCGUCCCAGUGGAGGGCACAGUUCGUGGAUUUCAAAGCAAGGCUCAGGAAAACAGCGUGGUGUGGAUUUCAAAGCAAGGCUCAGGAAAAAAGCUCACAAAGGUAAGCAUAGAAUGACCAUAUGACCUAGCAAUUCCACUCCUAGGCUUACACCCCAAAGCACUGAAAACAGGGACUCAGAAGAUGCUGGUACACCAGCAUUCAUCGUAGCAAUAGCCACAAUAGCCAAAAGGUGGAAACGUCCCAAGAGUCCAUUCACAGAUGACUGGAAAAACAAAAUAUGGUCUAUCUAUACACUGGGAAAAUAGUCCGCCCUAAAAAGGAAUGAAGUUCUGACACAGGCUACGACACGGAGAAGCCUUGACAAUGGUGAAAUAAGCCAGUCACAACAGGACAAAUGUUGCAUGAUUCCACUUAUAUGAGGUAUCUAGGAGAGGCAAAUGCAUAGAGACAGAAAGCAGGUUAGAGGCACCCAGGGGCCAGGGGGAGGGAGAAUGGGGUGCUUAAUGGGUACAGAGUUUCUGUUUGGGGUGAUGGAAAAGUUCUGGAAAUAGUGGUGAUGAUUGUACAGCAUUAUAUCUGAAGGCACUUAGUGCUAACGCAAAUGCACUUGAUAUAAAUUUACACUAAAAACGGUCGAAGUGGUGAAUUUUAUGUUACGUGUAUUUUACCAUAAUAAAACAAAACCAAACCAAAAAGUGAGGCUCAGAUUUUGCCCACGUUGAGACUGUUUGCACCUCCCAUUAGGCAACGUGGAGAAACAAAAACGACUCAGACAUCGUCGGUGCCUGGAGGAAGCAGGGCAGAUGAGGGGAUCCGAGAACACGGGCAAAAUAACGCAGGGCUGGUUCAGGCCCAUGCUGGGGCCGAGGAGAGGGCAUGGCCAGGGUGAGCAGGGGUCAGAGGUGUGCAUCUGGGAGGGCGUCCUGGCAGAGGGGUGAACCAGGAAUGGCAAAUCGAAAUGCCUCAGGGACAGGCAGGUAAUGCUAUAAGAUGCACUAGCCAGUAUAGGGAGUAGAUCACAGGGAGAGGGGUUAUGUGGCAGAGUGAGAAGCCUUGAAAUAAAAAUCAAACACACCCAGCGUUCUGCUGGCUAAGCAGUCACACCUGCAAAGCCCCCGCCUCUGCUGCCCCAUAUGUCCUGGGCUGGCUCGUCCUGGCCGGCCGAGAAAUGCUGUGGUGCCCUGUACUCUCACCUCAGCGGGUUUCCAGGUGUCUCACGGUCCCCCGACCCCCUGGGCUGUGCAGGGACCUGGGACUCACUCUCUCAGCCUUGGAUAGAAGCAUCUAGGAUGAACGAGCCACGGACCCCUGGCUGUACGCUUCAGACUCCCAUCAGCCGUUACCACUGUAACCUCACGUAAGGCCAAGUCAGAAGCCCAAAAGGGUUUAAGAGUCCAAGGGUCAGGGAGGAGUGUCAGCACAGGCAGGGGCUCUGAAGAACAUCCAGGUGAGCCCCUCGAUAUACAGAUGGGUGGAUGGGACCCAGAAGGACAGACACAUGAGGAAGGAGCCCCUUGUCGCGGGAAGUAUUCCUGCUGAGUGACCACUCACGGGUGAUGGUACAGCGAAAAUUCCCUCCCUGAGUUGGGGGAUGGACUGGAUUUUGUGAACUUUCCCUUCCGUGUCAGAGAGUCCCUGAUCCAAGGCCCCCCACAAACCCCUUCUCCCUGUGGAUGGCAGCUCAUUUCCUUCUUCAUUCAAUUUGAACACUCCCCAUCUGGCUUUGCUUUGGAGCAGUUAUUAUUUGUCAUCAACAUCAAUUCAGCCCUAAUGAUGUAACCUGAACGCAUUGUGGGGUGUCAAGCCUGGACCCCAGCUGCCUCGCAGGGGACAUCCCCAGGUCUAGAUGGCCUCGGACUUCUUCUUACCUCCCUCUGGGCCCUUUAGGGGGUAGAGGCUGGACCUCUGCCCUAAGCCCCUCCCUGUCUUGAGGACCAGCCUCUGGAGGCCUCUCAAACCCACCCCCCUGCCAGGCCCAAACCUGAAACUCCUAUCUUUGGAGCUUGACCCAGGGCACACAUAGCCAGUGAAGCAGGGACAGGAGACCCAGGAGAGGGGAAAGAGAGAGACAGAGCCUCUGCAGGUCAGUCUGGCAGAUGUGGUGAACACACUAAGAAGGGCUGAGCAUGUACUUCCUGAGCUGUGGGAAGAUUCAGCAUCAAGGGCCGACAGGUCAGAGAGGGGCACUUGGAUAAAUUUACUUGAGCACUCACUGCUUUUUCCUAAGGCCUCGUUUUUAAGCCACUGAGUGAGGGGUAGUGGUGUUUGACGGUGUUGUGGCUGAUUUGGGGACAAAUGUGGAGGAGAUGGGCCAAGAAGCCUAGGCCCCUCAAGUUCCACUGUAAAGUGAGGCCAAUGCCUCCAACGCCACCCUGGGUUCUGGGCGUUGGGACCUAGAGUGACAGGAUGCCCAUGCCAGCAACAUGCAGUGUCCUGUAGUUGGAGUGACCAGGCCUAGGGGGCAACCCCAAGUGUAAAUUUGGUGCCCUGGACUUGGACAAAGGGACCUAACUUCUCGGAGCCUCAGUUUCCUCCCCAUGCCCACUUCAGGGAAGGGUGAGGGGCACCGUGGGGAAGGCAUGAGGACGGCCUCGGGCCCCAAACCGUCUCAUCUCCACACCCUGUCUCUUCCCUCAGCACCCUCCCAGGCCCCAUCUCCAAAGGGACGGACUGCCCAAUACUAACACAGAGCUCGCCGGGGGGCCGGUUAGACACUGGCUGCCCAGUCAGAAAGUGGGUUGAGGAUCCAAAUGUUGGCCUGAGAGUCUGAUUUUUUUAAAAAAGAAAAUCCUCUGCUCCUGUUGGAUUAGAAAUUGUUUUGUUCUCCCUCAGUAGGCCCAGAGCAGCAGGGCCAGAAGUGGAAGUGUUUUUAAAGUCACUCUCUUGCUCGAGACGGCACUGUGGCUCCCCAUUGCCAAUAGGUAGGCAUUGAACAGCCACCCGAGCCGCAACGUGCUGUGCAAAGCAGACACAGCAGAAGCUGUCCUUGGGGCUGACAAUCUAGACCUCAUAGCUGGGUUGCUUCCAGAUAGCCCUUCACCAUCUGCAUGAGAUUUACCAGGGAGGAGGCAGGGCUCACUAAAAUGCAGACUCCCAGGUCCUGCUCUGGGCCCUCCUGGUCAGACUCUCAGGGGCUGGGACCUCUGAAGCAAGUUCUCCAUUAGAGUCUUUUGCACACUGAGGUACGAGAACCAGCCCCCCAAGGAUUGUGGAUCUAGGGACUGCCUUCUGCCCCCAACAUGGAUUUCCACCCCUCACUCAGCCCCACCAAUCAAGAAAAAAGAAUGAGGGAACUAAGGAAUAAGAUAAAGUCAUAAUGCCCCCAUUGCCCACCAAGACAGGCUAAGCCAUUCAUCUUGUCACACCCAAUUUGUUCCAGCGGCCCUUAACAUUUGCUGAUUACAUUUGGCCACAUUCUCCCUGCUUUUCUCUUCCUCAUUGCCUCUUGAUGUGCAUGAAAGUAGUGCCUCUGUUUAGGAACUUAGAACUUAUACGUGUCCAUAAGUUUGAACAAAGCCUCGCAUGUAGCCUCUAUCCAGUACUCACAGAGACACAUACACAGGGGUCAGUGUUCCUGUGGUGAUUUUCCACCUGCCUACAAGUGGGAGACAGUGAGAGAAGGUUACCAAGUAACAAUGGCUUCAAUGAAAUAGACAUGUAAUUUUCUAUUUUAAAGAAGUCAGGGAUUCCUAGGAGAGAGAAAAAAAAAAAAAAAAAGGAAGAAGUCACGAGAGGGCAUCUGGGGCUUACAGAUUGGCUUUAUGAAAUCAUCCAGUGUCCAUACUCUUUCAAACUUGCUUCUCCACCAGCUGCAUGAGAUUCACUUUCCAUUUUAUGGUCAUAGACGGCUGCUCUAGCUCCAGCCCUUACAUCCAUCUUCCAGUUAGCACAAUUGAUAAAGAGGAGAAGAAAGACUCAUCUUUUUGCCUUUAAGAACACUUUCUGGGAGGAAUACAUGAACUUCUGCUUUCAGCCCAGCAGUCAGAACUUAGUUACACAGUCACACCCGGCUGCAAAGGAACCUGGGAAACGUAGUCAUUAUUCUGGGUGGCCAGCUGUCUGAUUAAAAGUCACACAUAUCAUCAAGGAAAAAGGGGGGAAUGUAUAACAGGGACUGCCUGCCAGCACUCUGCCCACCCCUGUAGUCUUCCUCGAUCUGAGGCAUGUUUUCUAUGGUGAUCCUUACAUUUGAGUUGAUUUGUGAAAGUAAAAAACCGCCUCAUGUCAAUAAGAAUAAAAUCAGAGACAAUGUGGAAAAGACAGUAAGAGAAUCAGAUAAUUACAAAGGGAAUGAAAGUAAAGCAUAACUUUUCAGAGACAAGUAUAUGUAAUCACUUUGGAUUUGGGAGCGAUGGGACUUGGGAACCACCGUUGGAGUCUUACAUCCUCAUAAGGGGAGGAGUGCUCAUAAAACAUUCUUUCCCUGGUUAAAAAUGUCAGGGGUGUCUUCUGUUCUUCCUUUAUACUCCUGCGCUCAGGAUUGAUGGGCAGUUCCUACGUCUGACUUUCAACCUCACCCCUUCAUCUCCAUGAUUUCCCGGUCCCUAGAACCUACCCCCAUCCCCAUUCAUUUUGUGCAUAAAUAGAUUUCUUUUCGUGAUCAGUUCACCCCUCUGCUCAGAAACCUCCAGGGUUGCCCAUAGAUUACCAAAUAUAUUCUUAUUUUCUUCACCAGGCACACACACACACACACACACACACUCUAUUCCUAUCAAAUGAAAACACUGGCUGUCUCCCUAAUUCACCAUCUGCCUUGGCUUCUUUGGGGCUCUGAAUUUAGUCACCACUGGCCUUCCUUAUGAGGCUUUGCCUGGUUCCACUGGCUCCUGCCAGAGAAGAACAUGUCCGGGCUAGCUGACGGAGGAUGAGAGGCAGGUGGAGCAGGACCAUCCCACAACCCACAGCUGGUUGUGAGAAGCCAAGCCACUCCAGAUGCCUCAGGGCAGAGCUGGAGCUGGCCAGCCCUGGGAUCUGUGAGAAUAAAUGCUUAUUGUUGUGUGUCACUGUGAUUUUACAGCUAUUUAUUAUGUAAUAUCUUUGCAGCAAUUGCUAACUGAUCUACCUGACUACAUAUGCUCUUCCGUAUCUGAACCCCUGCAGUAUUUUCUGUGUGUCUUUUAGAGUAUGAGUCUCUUCUACCUUGCGAUUGGGUUUGGAUAUGAACACAGACACCCAAAGAAACAGUGGUGAAAAUAAGAUUGGAGUUUAUUUCUCUCUCAUAUGAAGGCUGUGAAGCAGGAUUUCGGCCAACUCCUGGCACCUGGAGCCCUGGUCAGUGCGUGUGCGUGGCAUACAUGGGUCAGCAGUCCUCUCCUGCCUGCUCCAUCCACCCCGUGUCCCAGAUUUUGAAAGCUGUGUCUACCUGAUGCCAACCCAACCUGGAGAUGAACAGGAAUUCUGUCGUCUGUUUUGGAAAACUGUGGAUGUCGACGUGGCUGAUGUGCUAGGAAUCUGCUUUAUUGUAUCCUGUGGACAUUAACUAAUGCGAGGAAGAGUGGAAGACAGCCAUCCUGGUGUGAUGGAGAACCAGUGGGAAGUGGCAGCAAUACUAGGCUAUGUGCCAGGAAACAAGGAUCCUCGUUCUGACUCAUCCAGGAAUGGUGGUGCCCUCGUUCAUAACCCCAUUUCUGAGCCUCAGUUUCCUUAUCCAUGAGACAAGGAGAUGGGCAAAAUAAUAAUCAAAUUUCAUUCUUGGAGAUACCACUAUUUUAUGCUUCUAGAAUUUUCUGUGUUCUAUGCUUCUAGAAUUUAGCCGUGGCUCCACGGCUCUCUGCUCAUUUGAUCCUCACAGUAAACCUUUAAGGUAGUCUGACAGGGGUUAUUAUUAUUCCCAUUGGACAGAUGGUUGCAUUGAGGCUGCGGAAUGGUAAACACCCAAGGUUUCAUUCAAAAUGAAACCCCUUCUCGUAAUGCGAAAUACUUCCUUCUUAGCAGGAGGCUCACGUCUGUGUGCAUGUGGGCAUAUUGGUGAAUGUGGGCAUCUGUUUGUCAUGUUUCUCUGAUGUUUGAGUAAGAAAGGUGCAGCUUGUAAUUGGACUCAUGAUUUCCGCUUUGUCUGAUGGAUAUUCCAUGUCAUGGUAUCAUUCUUGGUCUAUUCCUGGAUGUUUGCUUUUGUCUGAUGAAUGUUCCGUGUUACAGUAUAAUUUACGCUAAAUGCUUUAGGCAAAAAUAAAUAGUGACAGGAGGACAAAGGGUAGUGGGCAAGGGGAGACGGAGAAGUAAAGGGGCAAGAACGAAGAGCUGAAUUGCCACCACCAUUGUAUGUACUGCACGAGUGCAGAGGUCUCUUGAUCUUCACAUUAACCCCAUGAGGAACUAUAAUCACACCCAUUUUACAGAUACUGAAACCAAGGCCUAGAGAAGUUAAGGAACUUGUCCAAGAGCCAGCAUGUGAAGCCAGGCAAUCCGGUUUCAGAGUUUGUAGCCCAACACCCCCCGCUGUCGAGGGCAGGUCGGGUAGUCAUCAGCCUUUGUGAGCUGCUCUGGUAUAAAGUAGGAUUAAAAAAAAAAAAGAAGAGCUACUCAAGCAAGGAAGGUUGCAGAGAAAUUGGGACGCUAUAUACUGCUGGGAGUACUAACUGUGAGUUUAAUCUUUUCAUAAGCCAUGUAUGGCAAGAGCCAUAAAGUUUUUCCAUAUUUGUCAACUCAAGAAUGCCAACCCUAGAAGUUUGCUCUAAGCUUACAGUUUAACAAAAGCAACAAGCUAUAGGCAUGAAGUUUAUCGUGUGAUCUCCAAUAAGGGAAAAGUGGGAGUGAAUUACAUGCCCAAGAGUAGAGUAUGAUUAAUUUCACAGUACCUUCACUUGUUGGAUACUAUGAAAACAUUUAAAAUGAAAAUUAUGAAGAUAAUUAUGUCGAAGGAUGGGGAAAUGUCUCUGAUAAAAUGUUAAGAUUAAAAUGCAGAAUAAAAAAUAUGUAGAUUAUGAUGACAAAUCUGGUCUAUAUGCAUAUUGGCAAAGCCUGAAAUGGAACAGGAGAAAAAUUCUAGUAGUUAAGUGUUUGUUAAGGUCUUCUCAUUUAAAAAAAAUGUUUUAAAAAAUGUUUUAUUUAUUUUUGAGAGAGACAGAGACAGAGACAGAGCAUGAGUGGGGAGGGGCAGAGAGUGAGGGAGACACAGAAUCCCAAACAGGCUCCAGGCUCUGAGCUGUCAGCACAGAGCCUGACGCGGGGCUUGAACCCACCAACAGUGAGAUCACGACCUGAGCCAAAGUCAGUUGCUUAACCAACUGAGCCACCCAGGUGUCCCAGGUCUUCUCAUUUUUUCAAGAAUUUUUAUUAGUGGUGGCAUUGUGUUUAUUUGACAGAUUAUGAAAACAGGAAAGAGCUGGUGGCAGAAGCUUGUUGAAAUGACCUUCCAGAGGGGGGCUUGGGCCUGGCGGGAGAUGUCCUCCCCCAGUUCGCCCCUGUGGGGCAGCCACAGGUGCUUGGUGGGGAAGAAGUCGGAGGGAUAUAUGUGCUUGGGAGGGAGAGAACAGUAUGUCCUGGGAUCCCGCCCUACUGCUGCCACCGGGAACAUGGUAGUUGUCUUGGCAAAGCCAGGCCAUGGUUUUCCCUUUACUGUCUCCUUCUUUGCCUCGCCUCACCCCUGCCACUCUUCAUGCUUUGUCUCAGAAGUCACUUUCCUGGAGUCAAGCCAAUUGCCCCCACCCCGCUUCUCGCACUGGGCUAGGUGCGCCCCCUAGGUGUCCCCUUACCCAGCACCCUAUGCUAAGUUCCAUCUCAGCCCCUAGCAGGCUUUUGGGUGACUGCCUUUACUUGCCUGAGGCCCCGCUGCCCGCAAGGGUUGGAAUAUCAAGGGAUCCUGCAUGGCCUCCCUAUGCCCGGACACAAGCUUAUCAUGUGUUCAAUGAAUGAUCUUCUUUUGCGUUGUCUCUAAAAUGGGGGAAGUUUGGGUUGUAUUAGAUUCCUUUUAGCUCCGUAUACUAUGAUUUUACCAUGUAAAUUUUUUUUUUUUUUUUUUUUUUUUUACCAGACUCGUUAAAUAAAGGAGCCAUUGGGAUUUGAAGACAAGUCCCAAUGUAGGAAACGUCUUCCACCUUGGUGCCUGUGGAUGGGCUCUGGGCACACUCUGGCCUUGGUGUGGGCUAAGAGCUUGGUCUGAGGGUUGUGCGGGGAACUUUCACAGCCCGCGGGCUGAGCGUGCAUGGACACAGUCUUAGCAGUGCACCUGACAUCAGGGCUGUGGGGUGAAGGCUCUUCACUUCUGUCUUGCUUGUACCUGGCAGGCCGGCCACAGGCCACACGUGACACUCCAGCUGUGCCUCCACGUGUAAAUCUGAGGAGCCUCCUAGCCUUGAUGUCAUGUGUGCCAUCCCCCUCCCUCCUCCCCGCCGGCUGAGGAAGUGGGCGUGUCUGUGCACAUGGCUGCUUGUGCCUGUGUCAGAGCAGGGUGAAUGGUGGCCAGGUGGCUCUGGGUUUUUGGCGUGCACAUACUUCAGUGUUAUGAGUGGAUUUCAAUUCAGCAAAUAAUUAUUGUGAGCUUUGUGCUCUGCCAAAGCAACAAAGCGUUGCCACGGGCAGGGAGCCUGGGAGUGUACAUGUCUGCAUUGUGUGUCCCCUCUGUGUGUCUUUGGGAAUGUGCUCUUGGCACGUGUCCUGCCUUAACAAGGCUUUCGGUGUGUGCAUGUCUGUGUGUCGGUGCCUGGGUCCUGUGUGCUGCUGCUUGCUCGCUUUCCACCUUCACUUGUGCCCGCAGUCAGGCUCUGCACGUGCGCCAGCCCCCAUGCGCACGUCCCCGAGUGACCUGUGCGCGGUGUGCAAGGACCUCCGGGUCGUGUGCACUUGGUGCGCUCGUGCCUUUCUCUCCGCACGCACGAACGCACUUCCACAUGUCUGGGUGCACGUCCCCCUCGGUGUGUGCACGUUCCGUGUGCACGCCGCCCGUGUCUGUGUGCAGGGCGCUUCACGCGCGCGCUCGGGCCUGCGGGCGGCCAGGGACCCGCGCCAGGCUCCACGCGCCCCGCGGGGCUGACCUUCCCCCCACCCCUCCCCGCGCCCGGCCGCGGGCCUACGCGAUUGGCCGCCCGCGCCCUCGCAGCCGUCACCCCUCCCUCCCCCCGCCACCCGCGCGCCCGCGGUCCCCGCUGUCCCCCGCGGUUCCGGCGAGGCCGCGCCGCGCUGCGCUCCGCUCCCAUUGGCUGCGCGCGCCUUUGUGUGGCGGCAGCUGCGGCCCCAGCGCCUUUGAAUGUCGAGAGGGGCCGGGAAGGGAGCCUUUCCAUGGGCCAUCUGUCUCCCCGCCAGCCGCCGCCCCACCGCCGCCCGCGCCCCGCGCUCCGCCUCCCGCCCCGGCGGCUCCCGCAGCCCCGCCGCCGCCCGCGCCCGCGCCCCGGAGCCGCGCCACAAAGGGCCCGCGCGCAGCCGCCGCCGCCGCCGCCGCCGCCGCCGCCGCGCGAGGAGCCAGGAUGGUCCUGGUCCACGUCGGCUAUCUCGUGCUUCCAGUGUUUGGCUCUGUGCGAAACAGAGGUGCCCCCUUUCAAAGGUCUCAGCAUCCUCACGCUACCUCCUGCCGCCACUUUCACCUGGGCCCCCCGCAGCCGCAGCAGCUGGCCCCCGACUUCCCCCUGGCGCACCCCGUGCAGUCGCAGCCGGGCCUCAGCGCCCACAUGGCCCCGGCCCACCAGCACAGCGGCACCCUGCACCAGUCGCUGACUCCGCUGCCCACCCUGCAGUUCCAGGACGUCACAGGUCCCUCCUUCCUACCUCAGGCCCUGCACCAGCAAUACCUCCUGCAGCAGCAGCUCCUGGAAGCCCAGCACCGCAGGCUCGUCUCGCACCCGAGGCGGAGUCAGGAGCGUGUGUCUGUCCACCCCCACCGCCUCCACCCCAGCUUCGACUUCGGCCACCAACUCCAGACGCCUCAGCCCAGGUAUUUGGCUGAGGGUACUGACUGGGAUCUCAGCGUGGACGCCGGCUUGAGCCCUGCCCAGUUCCAGGUGCGGCCCAUCCCUCAGCACUAUCAGCAUUACCUAGCAACUCCUCGAAUGCACCACUUUCCCAGAAACUCCUCCUCCACGCAGAUGGUGGUCCAUGAAAUCCGAAACUAUCCUUACCCUCAGCUUCACUUCCUUGCUCUCCAGGGACUGAACCCCAGCAGACACACCUCUGCAGUGCGGGAGAGCUACGAGGAGCUGCUGCAGCUUGAGGACAGGUUGGGAAAUGUGACUCGGGGAGCCGUACAGAACACCAUCGAGAGGUUCACCUUCCCCCACAAAUACAAGAAGCGAAGACCCCAGGAUGGCAAGGGCAAGAAGGAAGAGGGGGAGGAGUCAGACACAGAUGAGAAAUGCACAAUUUGCCUGUCUAUGCUGGAAGAUGGAGAAGAUGUGAGGCGCCUCCCCUGUAUGCACCUCUUCCACCAACUGUGUGUGGACCAGUGGCUCGCCAUGAGCAAGAAAUGUCCCAUCUGCCGAGUGGACAUUGAGACACAACUGGGAGCCGACAGCUGAGGGAGGAAUUAGCCAGUGGACACCCCAUUUUCCUUCACCAGGUCCCCCCCACGGCCAUAGCCCUUCAGCCAAACUUUGCCUUCUGAGCCAUUUGAUGUAGAGGAAAAGCCUGCAAGCACAUUUUGUGGAAAGAGGAGUUGGCGGUAUCAGUGUCUGAGGGAAAGGAGGGGUGGGGGGGCGACCCCCCCCAUCCAGAGCGGUGACUGCCCCCCGCCCCC